AUGGAAAAACUGAAGAGCCGGUCCGAUCCUGGCGGGACAAAGAUCAAUCACUUGGCUUUUCAAUGCAAGGCGUUUUCGGACAAGCAGCGACAGCACGAUCCCGAGGCCAAGAAGAUUGCACUCGAGCUGACACGUCCUGCUUGCAGGAACGGAUACGUGGCUGAUGAUGCAUCGAUAUUCAUUUGCGAUCUUGCAAGGUUGUACAUUCUGGGCGAGAGUCUAGUUGGCCGAACAUGCGUUCAUGCCAAGGGCGACUGGUUCCAUGUCGUCGGCAACCGCCUCGGACACCGACUCUCCACCGCGGGAAGUCCGUUACAGAUGUUCCACAUUGUGGAUGUGAGAUUCCGGGCGCGGAAUUUUGAGAAGUUGUUCUUUGAAGACGAUUUUGUUUCCGUGCUUUCCUUCGUUUUGGAUGAGAGGUUCCGGGCGCGGACAUUUGAAAUUCACCGCGAAGAGGCCCUCAUGUGGAAUCGCACCCGCAAGCCGGACGUUACCAACCGGCCCUUCAGCCUCGUGCUUGCGGAAGAUGGGCGGAUGAAGUUGAAUGUCCUGGAUUUCAACAUGGGGAUCACUGCUUGCGGGAAAGUGAAGCAGUGGGAAAGGGCAAUCCAGAUACUCAGCUCGAUGCCCACGGCCAUGGUCACUCGCACCGUGGUCAGCUACAAUUCCGCCAUCAGCGCCUGUGAGAAAGGCAGGCAAUGGCAGCUGGCGCUGCAUCUUUUUUAUUGCGUGCCGCGGGCCAUGUUGGCCCCGGAUGUUAUCAGCUACAGUUCUGCGAUCAGCUCCUGUGCCCAGGGUGAGCAGUGGCAACUGGCUGUUCACUUGUUGAACGCCUUCGCAAGUGCCAAGCUGCCACCAGAUGCCAUUAGCUUCAACGCCGCCAUCACGUCUUGUGAGAAGGGCGGUCAAUGGCAGCUGGCCCUCCAUCUGCUGGGCUCGAUGCCUCACGCGAGCGUCAAGCCUGACACUGUCAGCUACAGCGCAACGAUUAGCUCCAUGGAGAAGGGUGCCCAGUGGGAGCUGGCCUUGCUCCUCUUCUCCUCAAUGCCUAGAGCACAGGUCCGCAUGGACGUCAUCAGCUACAAUGCCACGGUCAGCUCCUGCGAAAAGGGUGCAGAGUGGCAGACGGCACUGCGGCUAUUCGACGCCAUGCCUUCGGCGAAGCUCACGCCCGAUGUUAUCAGUUGCAAUGCGGCCAUCAGCUCGCUUUCGAAGACCUCGCAGUGGCCGAUGGCCCUGGCAAUCUUUGAGUCAAUGACACGAGCCAAGCUGACACCCAGCACCAUCAGCUUCAAUGCCACCAUCAGCUGCUGCGAGGGUGAGCAGUGGCCUUGGGCGCUGUACAUCUUCAACUCCAUGCAGACAGGACGACAUGAUCCCAACGUUGUCAGCUACAAUGCCACCAUCAGCUCGCUUGAUACAGGCGGAAAGUGGCAACUGGCCACGCAGCUGUUCAGCGCUCUGCCUUCUGUCAGCCUGUCUCCCGAUGUCAUCACAUUCAGUGCCACCAUCAGCAGCUGCGUGGCGGAAGCGCAGUGGCAGAUGGCUCUGCACCUCUUUGCCCUGGCACGGAGCUCGAACGUGUCGCCCGAUGACAUCCUGAGCACUGCUAUGAACGCCUGCACGAGAGGGGGCCCGUGGGACUUGGCCCUCCACCUGUUUCACGACGUUUGCAAAGCCCAGCUCAGUCCAGAUUUGGCCUGCCACAACGCUGCUAUCAGAUCCUGCCGGUGGAGUCUGCAGUGGCAGCUCUCCUUGCAUGCUUUCAGUGCCAUUCAUGAGGCCAAGCUCAGCCCUGACCGGACGAGCUACAAGGAGGUCAUCAACUCCCUUGAAAGGGAGGCCUGUUGGGAGUUGGCAAUAUGGCUCCUCCUCUCCAUGUCCGACAUUGCGGAUCUGCGCCCCGACGUGGCGACCUUCAACUCGGCGAUAAUCGUCAGUGAGAAGGCGUCUCAGUGGCGUCCAGCUUUGUACCUGCUGGAGACCAUGCUGCGCCAGACACUGACGCCGAACACCACGAGCUAUGUUGCUUAG
Molecule: messenger RNA, 2034 nt
Organism: Symbiodinium natans
Lineage: Eukaryota; Dinophyceae; Suessiales; Symbiodiniaceae
Source: the annotation of a GenBank genome assembly